AUGACCCAACCCCUCCGACCCACCACCUCGAUCGACGAUCAUGAAAAGGAGAAACACCUGACCGAGCACGCCGAGUAUGCCAGCUCUGUCAACGGGGCGGGCCACGAGCUCGCCGUCGUCCUCCCCGACUCCUUGAUCGGGAUGACGGAGGAAGAGACGGAGGCUAUGGACAAGCGCAUUACCAGGCGCAUCGACUUGAUCAUCAUGCCCGUGCUCGUACUGCUCUACGUCCUCAACUACCUGGACCGUCAAAACAUCGCCUCUGCCAAGCUCGCCGGAAUCAUGGACGACCUCUCCCUCAGCACGACCGACUACAACUCUGUCGUCUCCAUCCUCUUUGUCGGUUAUAUCGGGUUUCAAGUCCCCUCGAACAUGAUCAUCGGCAAGAUCUCCCGCCCGGCCUUGUACAUCUGUUUGGCUUGUGCCGCUUGGGGUGUGGUUUCCGCUUUGACGGCGGCGGUGCAUAAUUAUGUCGGGUUGAUGAUGGCACGGGUGGCGUUGGGUAUCACCGAGGCGGUCUUCUUCCCCGGGGCGAUCUUCUACCUGAGUUGUUGGUACACCAAGAAACAAUUCGCCCUCCGUACUGCCAUCCUGUACAGCGGUUCGCAACUCGGGAACGCCUUCGGACCUCUCUUGGCGAUCGCCAUCCUGGAACUCGAUGGUGCUCACGGGUUGGCAGGCUGGAGGUGGCUCUUCCUGGUCGAAGGCGUAUUCACCGUCGGCAUCGCCAUCAUCUGCAUCUUUAUCCUUCCCGACGUUCCCCAAAAGGCCCGUCUCCUCACUUCUCAAGAGAAGGAUCGACUUGUCUACCGCCUCCAGAUGGAUCGAGGACAGGUUGACAACAGUUCCGAGAUCUCCGCCUGGAAGGGGUUCAUGAUGGCCGUGACCGACCCGAAGACCUGGUUAUUAUGCGGGAUCUUGACUUCCACUUACAUCGCCGCGGCCGUAAACAACUUUUUCCCCUCGGUCGUCUCGACCCUUGGCUACUCUCGAAACAUCACCUACUGCUUGACUGCUCCUCCCUUCGUGCUGUGCGUCUUUGUGAUCAUCCUGAACGGUAUGCAUUCGGACAAGACCCAGGAGCGAUACUUGCAUAUCGCCUGUCCUCUGGUGAUUACUGUCGUCGCCAACAUUCUCGCUGUGGCCACGACCAAGACCGCGCCGCGAUACGUGGCGAUGAUGUUGAUGCCCGCUUCGUUCUACGCGAGCGCUAUUUGUACCCUAUCCUGGAUCUCGGGUAGCACCGUUGGACCUGCUAUCAAGCGGGCCGUCGUCUUGUCCAUGAUCAACGCCAUCAGCAACACGCCCAAUGUUUGGACCGCCUACCUCUACAAGUCGCCUCCUCGAUAUCUCGUAGCCUUCUCGGUCAACCUGGCGGCAGCCGUCAUCGCCAUCGGGUUCGCCAGCAUGACCUAUCUCUACCUCCGCAAGCAGAACCGCAAACUCGAGGCCGGGGAACCCAUGGGCAAUUCGGGUCCCACCGAAACUCAGAUCUCCAACGGUUUCAGGUACCCUCUGUGAGACCUGAAGAUCUCUAUGUGCCCUUCAUAUAUCAGUACGCGCCUUCACGUC
Molecule: messenger RNA, 1572 nt
Organism: Filobasidium floriforme
Lineage: Eukaryota; Fungi; Basidiomycota; Tremellomycetes; Filobasidiales; Filobasidiaceae
Product: putative nicotinamide mononucleotide permease
Exons: 12
Coding region: 1-1521 (506 amino acids)
Biological process (GO): transmembrane transport
Cellular component (GO): membrane
Molecular function (GO): transmembrane transporter activity
Source: RefSeq, a predicted model, not a curated record